CAUUUCCGGUUUAAAUCCAUUCUUUUUUUAUUUUAGUAAAAUCGCUUUAUUUCUAUUCCUGUAGUAUAUUAUGGUUGUAAAUAUGGAUGAUGAGAAAGAAAGGACUCUGUACUGCGGUAAUCUCGACGAAAAUGUGACCGAAGAGCUACUAUAUGAGUUGUUUUUACAGAUGGGACCAUUAGAUAGAAUACACAUACCCAAGGAUAAAGUCACACAGAAACAAAAGCAGUUUGGGUUCAUCACUUUCAAGUAUGAAGUUUCUGUGCCAUAUGCCAUUGAAAUGUUAAAUGGAAUCAGAAUGUUUGGAAAAAAUCUCAGGAUUAAACCCCGAGGUAGCGAUGUAGCACCAAAUAGGGGUUCCAAUGGUCCUGGUAUGGCGCCGCAUGGUCAGAUGAUGCCACCCCAACCAGGCCUCCCUAAAUCUAGCACAUGGCCCAAUAUGGCACAGGCCCAGAAUGCUAACCAGGGCUAUAGCAAUAAUAGUCCAACAAACAGUGGCAAUAACACACCUGAGUAUCGACAUGAUUACGAUGAUCGACAAUCAGAUAGAGAUAACCGCCACAAUAGAAGAGAUAGUCGUCGCAGUAGUCGUGAUACAGAUCGUGAUUACAGAAAUGGACCUGAUAGAAAUAGCCGGAACAGUCGAAGAGAAAGUGAUGAUCGCAACGGUCCAUAUGAACAGUCCCGAACAAAUAGGAAUCACAAAAGGCAGGGUAGUGAUACUAUGUACAUACAGUCUACUGAUAGAGCCAGUAGGUUUGACCAACCCCCUCAGGAAUCCCUUGUUAGAUCAGAUAUUGAUCAACAACGCGAACGUGUUUUGGCCCAGCAGAAUGCAAUGUUAGCGAUGCAUCAAGUUCAGCAGCAGCAAAUGAUGUCUAGGGGUGGGUAUAACACAGCACAACAACAGCCAUGGCAACAACGGCAAUUUGGCCAACAACAGCCUCCACUGCAACCAUGGCAACAACAGAGUUAUAGACACUGAGUUCAUUUCUAAAUGGCUCAGUUACUCACACAGAGAAAGUGUCUCAACUAUGUCUUAUGCAACUUUGUAUUGGAUGAAUAUAAUAACAUUAGUUUUAGACGUAAACAAUUUACAAUGCAUGAAUGAUAUUCAUGUUUUUCCUGGUUUUGUAGAUGUGUUUAUAAAUUAUAUAUUAUUGAUGAGAUUUUGAGAAAUAUUUGUGCUUUGGAAUAUUGAAUGCAAAUUGAACUUUGUUCAAUAUUGCCAUUUUAGUGACAAUUUCUGCCUCAUUGAUAAUCUUGUAGUAAGUGAAAAUCCAGAUUGCAUAGUAACUUGUAACCGUUGUAGGUAAGCUUAAAAUAAGAUGGCCGAGGCCUGUGCUUACUGUUACUUUAGUUAAUUUGGCACUCUUUAAAGGAAUUCCUGACUCAAUCCUCAGUCUAAACCUGGCUUUUAAAGAUUCAACAGCCGACUUUGAAUGGACCUUCAUUUAGAUAUGGAAAAGAGAAUCACCAGUGGUUUUAAACCAUGCAAUCAUCUCUAUAGCCAGAAAUGUUUUUAAGAAUCAGAGAUUUAUGAAAA
Owenia fusiformis is the source of this 1546-nucleotide messenger RNA. Lineage: Eukaryota; Metazoa; Annelida; Polychaeta; Sabellida; Oweniidae. The record is from the annotation of a GenBank genome assembly.